AUGACAGCGCUGAUGCUCGCAGCCGGCAAUGGUCACUUGGAGGUUUUGCGUUUGCUGCUUGCAGCUGGUGCUGCUGAAGACACUUGGUCACACUACGACGGCAAGAACGCCCUGAUGCUCGCAGCCGACAAAGGUCACUUGGAGGUUUUGCGUUUACUGCUUGAAGCUGGUGCUGCUAAAGACACCUGGUCACACUACGACGGCAAGAACGCCCUGAUGCUCGCAGCCAGCAAUGGUCACUUGGAGGUUUUGCGUGUGCUGCUUGAAGCUGGUGCUGACAAAGAUCCCUGGUCACACUACGACGGCAGGAACACCCUGAUGCUCGCAGCCGACGAAGGUCACUUGCAGGUUGCAGGCUUGCUGCUUGAAGCGAGAGCUGACAAAGAUUGCUGUGACGAUGACGGCAUGACAGCGCUGAUGCUCGCAGCCGACAAUGGUCACUUGGAGAUUUUGCGUUUGCUGCUUGAAGCUGGUGCUGCUAAAGACACCUGGUCACACUACGACGGCAAGAACGCCCUGAUGCUCGCAGCCAGCAAUGGUCACUUGGAGGUUUUGCGUGUGCUGCUUGAAGCUGGUGCUGAAAAAGAUGCCUGGUCACACUACGACGGCAGGAACGCCCUGAUGCUCGCAGCCGACGAAGGUCACUUGCAGGUUGCACGCUUGCUGCUUGAAGCGAGUGCUGACAAAGAUUGCGGUGACAAUAACGGCAUGACAGCCCUGAUGCUCACAGCCGACAACGGUCAUUUGGAGGUUGCACGCUUGCUGCUUGAAGCGGGUGCUGAUAAAAAUUGCUGCGACGAUGACGGCAUGACAGCGCUGUUGCUCGCAGCCGACAAGGGCCACUUGGAGGUUGCGCAUUUGCUGCGAGUCAAACGGCGCUGCCAGCGAAGGUGGAUGGCUUGA
This is a messenger RNA of Symbiodinium necroappetens, 903 nucleotides long. The record is from the annotation of a GenBank genome assembly. NCBI's taxonomy places the organism in Eukaryota, Dinophyceae, Suessiales, Symbiodiniaceae.